AUUCACAUUAAAAAUUUCUAUUUGGCCGAGUUAUAUUUUCUAAAAAUUGAUUUUAUUUAUACAAACGAAGUCCGUUUAAAUAAUUUCUUUUCUAUUUGUUUAUUUUCAACAAAUUCAAAAAAAAAUAUUUUUUUUCCAAUUUCACAUCUUAGUUACUUGGCAUUUUUUGUGAUUACAGUCUGUAAAAACAACAAUGCCACAGAUAACAAUAGAUGAACGUUUAAGUUGACAAAAUGAAUGGUUUGCAGCAAUUUCAUAAUUGUAAAUUAUUAAGAAAUGGAAAAUUAAUUUAUGAUAAUUUGUGGGUACUUAACGGAGUAAUCGUUGAUCCGGAAAAACUUUUUUACGAUGAAAAAGUUAAAGCCGAAAAUGUUAUUGACUGUCAAAACGCUAUUAUUUCUCCUGGAUAUAUCGACCUUCAAAUAAAUGGUGGCUUCGGAGUUGAUUUUUCAUACAAUGUUGAUCAUGUUGAAGAUGGAAUUAAUAAAGUUGCAAAAAAUUUAUUAGCACAUGGUGUAACAUCAUUUUGUCCAACUUUAGUUACAUCAUCUGAUGAAACUUAUCGUAAAAUUCUACCAAAAAUUAAAAAACGUCCAGGUGGGAAACAUGGUGCUACUGUUCUUGGUGUACAUGUUGAAGGCCCAUUCAUUAGCCCUACUAAAAAAGGUGCACAUCAAGAAAUAUACAUUAAACAGUUCCAUAAUGGAUUCCAAACAGUCAUUGAUGCUUACGGAGAUCUUGAAAAUAUUUCUUAUGUAACUUUAGCACCCGAAAUCGAUAAUUCUUUCGACGUUAUUAGAGAACUGUGUGACAGAAACAUAAAAGUAUCCGUAGGUCAUUCAGUAGCAAAUUUAAAGCAAGGUGAAAAUGCUGUCAAACACGGAGCAUCAUUCAUAACACAUCUUUUCAAUGCUAUGCUACCGUUUCAUCAUAGAGAUCCUGGUUUAGUCGGUCUUUUAACAUCUGAUAAAAUUUCAUCCUCAAAAAAAAUUCAUUUCGGUAUCAUUGCUGAUGGAGUUCAUACACACCCAGCAGCACUACGUAUUGCUCAUCGAACACACCCUGAAGGUCUUGUACUUGUGACGGAUGCCAUUUCUGCACUUGGUUUACAAGAAGGCUUGCAUCGACUCGGCCAACUUGAUAUCGAAAUAAAAUCUGGUCAAGCAUAUAUAGCCAAAACAGAUACAUUGUGUGGAAGUAUAGCAGCGAUGUCAGAAUGUGUAAAAUUUUUCAAAAAAGCUACAGGGUGCUCCAUUGUCGAAGCACUUGAGGCUGCAACUUUACAUCCUGCACGAGCUCUAGGACUUCAGUCACACAAAGGAAUACUGAACUUCAAAGCUGAUGCUGAUUUUUUAUUACUAAAUGAUAAUCUCGAUGUUCUCUCAACUUGGAUUGCUGGUGAAUGCGUAUAUCAAAAUCAAACUGCUAAUGUUAGCCGUUUUGCUUGAGAUACAAUACAAAUAUAUGUAUAUACAUAUAUAUUAGGGUGCGUCAUUUCGGAGCAACUUUUUUUUUUAAGUGCAUGUGAAAAAAACCAUAGUUCAACACAAAAAAAAAAAUUUCACACAAGAAAAAAAAUUCUAUGUCGAUGACAGACCUAGCUCAUUGAAAAAUUCGAUUUUCCCAUUUAAAUAACAUGGGAAAAUUUUUUUUUUAGCUUUAAGUAUUUUUAACUCGUUUACAAAUAAAUAGAUCGAAUAGACUAAUACAUAUUUUUGUAGAAAAUUGAACUCUCUCCAAAAAAGGUGUCCUAUUCUUUUUGAUAAAUCCACCUGUUCAAAAGUUAUUAGAGCUGGAAGUAAAAUUGGAGAUCUUUUUACUUUUCCGGCGAAACCAUCAGACUUAUCACAAAAUGUUCUUGGGUCUUUUUUGUUAAUAAUUUUAUUCUCUACAAAUUAUUUUCAGUAAAGUUUUUUCAAAUUCCGCAUUGUUUUCUAGUUAUUUUCAAUUCAAUGGAGACGUCUUGAAAGAAGAAGAGACCUUUUUUGUAGAGCGUUCAAUUUCAUACAAAAAUAUGUAUUAUUCUAUUUGAUCUUUUGAUUUGUUAACGAGUUAAAAAUACUCAAAGUUAAAAAAAAACAAUUUUCCAUGUUAUUUAAAUGGGAAAAUCGAAUUUUUCAAUGAGCUAGGUCUGUAAUAGACGUAAUUUUUUUUUUCUUGCGCGAAAACUUUUUUUUAUGUUGAACUAUGAUUUUUUCCACAUGCACUUAAAAAAAAAUGUUGCUCCGAAAUGACGCACACAGUAAAAAAUAUUGUGUAUCUGUGUUAAAAACGGUCCGUGUUAAAUUUUUUGUGUUGAUUAUUUUGUGUCAAAUCAACACAUUUCUUUAUGUUACUUUAAAAUUUUCAAUCGAUUUACUAUUCAACACUUCAAAAGUGUUACCUAGUAUAAAAAUCGAUACUAUCAAAAUUUAUUAAGUGUUACUUUAAAAUCAACACAAAAGAAGUGUUGAAGCGGCAGUAGGAUUAUGUUAAAAAAAAAUGUCUCCCUACUAUUCACGUGGGUAGCGCCAUCAAGCAUUAGUCCUGCUUAGUUAGUUAUUAUUUUCGUGACAGUGAUUUUAUUUAUUUUCAAUUGGACAUACAAAAAUUAAGUUGACAAAGUUCAUGAUUCGUAUAGCUUAAAAAAAAAUACUUAAAAAAUUGCACCUGUACCCUGGUUAAAAAUACUGAUUGAAAAGAAUUGAGAAGUGGCCACUCCAUGCAAACUGUAUAUCUAUAUAUACAAACAAAAGAACUGAAAUUAUUGAAAAUAAUUCGAAUUUCAUCAUUUUUGAUUCUUUUCAAUCAAUAUUUUUAAACAGCCUUGACGGUUUUAAAUGGUGGGUACACCGUGUAAUCAUCGUGGAAUCACGGUAAAAACGGGUAGCGGCGCAUGUACGCGCGUUGAUAGAAUCAAUAGCACAAUCGAAAAAAAUUAUUUUAACCGAUUAAAUAUAAAUAUUAAGAAAUGAAAAGAAUGUUGUACUUUCUAAACACAUGGAUUAAUAAUAAUCCACGAAAAAGCAAUUUUACCCCAAUUUUUCAAUUGACUAUACUUUUGUUAAUUAGUUAAUUUUUACAUGUUGAAAGUUUAUAUAAAAAUCCUGAUUAUUUUUUCUAAACUAAGGAUUAUUUUCACUUCUUGAAGUUAUUCUUGAAAGGGUUUAGAAAAAAUCGCGAUUGGAAAAAUUAAAAAAUUUCGAUUUUCACUUUUUUAUUCCCAAUCUAAGGAAUUGAAAAACUAAAAAUGUAAAUAAAGUAAUCAAGAAAGUUAUUUAUUUAUAUUUCGAUUAUUUUGUUUUUUUAUUGCUAAAAGCUACAUAACAAUAAUUUUAAAAAUUUUUUUACUUACAUUGUUCAAAUAAUUGUUAUAAACAAAUGCAUUGUUAAUAAGAUUUAAAAAAAUUUUUUUUUGAAAUAAAAUGCUCAAUGAAAAUAAUGAUUUAUAAGAAAAAAAUCGUCUCUUAAUAAAAUUUGUUUAUUGCUAAAAACCGCAUUUGCUAAUUAACAAUUUUUUUUUGUUGCUUAGUAUUAAUAUUAAGGAACUAUUUUUUUUUCAAAUCAUAGUUUAUCAUUUUUUAAACGAACAAUUUAUUGUGAACAAAUGAAUUUGUAAAAUGAGCGAAUAAACUAAUUGGAUCUGGUUUAGGCGAGGUUAAUUAAACAAUUAAAAAUCACUCAGAUUUUUUCACAAAAUAAAUUAUAGAUUUAUUUACACUUAUUUACACUUAAAAAUUAUGAGAAUUAUGAUUAAUAGCGAAUGCGACUAGAUAAAUUAUACGCGAUAGCGAAUGCAACUCAAAGUUAUUUUAUUCACGUAUAAAUUGACACGUGGUCAGUAGCGGUUAAGUCAACAAUAAUUAAUUAACAAUUAAUUAUUGGCGAAAGAGCAAUUUAUUUAUUCUCAAUAAAUAGCAGCCUUGAUAUACUGUCUAAAUAUUGAGGAUAAGUCAGCGUAGCGAUUUAGUUAUAAUUUCACACAAGUUAAUUACUGAAGCGGUUCAAGCACGAGGUUGCAAGUAGCAAAGACACGUUGUAGAAACGUCUGAGCGAAGCGGUUAGACAGAUAGUUGUAGAAAGAAUAUAAUAGUAGCGUCGUUGAAUCGUCGAGAAGCUUGGUGUCGACGUGGCAGCCUUGCUGCAUAAAACGAAUUUUCUUAUUGGCUUAAAAGCGCGCUAACAGGUAUCAGUUGAUAGCGAACUAUCUCAUAGGCUGACCAAUAUAAAACGAAUUUUGUGAUUGGUUAGCUUGUAGCGGGUCCUCAGGACGUCUUGACACGAUUCUGAGUUAGAAAUUGUAUGUGCCGGGCCCAAAUAGCGAGUGACCCGGCACUAUUCUGACCUUCAGUCAGUAGCGAGUUCGGCAACUCCCGAACCGAGCGGAAAUGCACGAAGCUUGAUUCAAAUUAAUCAAGCUCGUGACUGAACAGAAUUUUUACGCUAUAUUUUUCUUUAAAUACUAAAAACAACUAUGUGUGUGUGUGUUUUUUUUUUUUU
Microplitis demolitor is the source of this 4479-nucleotide messenger RNA. RefSeq names its product N-acetylglucosamine-6-phosphate deacetylase. The record is from RefSeq and is a predicted model, not a curated record. Gene Ontology annotation, molecular function: N-acetylglucosamine-6-phosphate deacetylase activity. NCBI's taxonomy places the organism in Eukaryota, Metazoa, Arthropoda, Insecta, Hymenoptera, Braconidae. Bases 234 to 1448 code for a protein of 404 amino acids. Gene Ontology annotation, biological process: N-acetylglucosamine catabolic process. The transcript has 8 exons.